Molecule: messenger RNA, 3480 nt
Organism: Eremothecium sinecaudum
Lineage: Eukaryota; Fungi; Ascomycota; Saccharomycetes; Saccharomycetales; Saccharomycetaceae
Gene: NUP116
Product: FG-nucleoporin NUP116
Exons: 1
Coding region: 1-3480 (1159 amino acids)
Biological process (GO): protein import into nucleus; post-transcriptional tethering of RNA polymerase II gene DNA at nuclear periphery; RNA export from nucleus
Cellular component (GO): nuclear pore; nuclear pore cytoplasmic filaments
Molecular function (GO): structural constituent of nuclear pore
Source: RefSeq, a predicted model, not a curated record
AUGUUUGGUGCUUCCAGACCAACUUUUGGUAAUACGGGAGCGUCUCCAUUUGGGCAGCAGCAGCAAGGAGGGACGUUCGGACAGGCGCAGCCUACUAAUAGCGGAUUUGGUUCCGCUAGCGCAAACAAUGCUCAAUCAGGCUUCGGUGGUUUCGGUAGUACUCAACCACAAAGUACUACUUCACCAUUUGGUAUGUCACAGCAACCGCAAUCUAAUGCUAGCCCGUUUGGUCAAGCAACGUCCUCUGUGUCAAAUCCUCCUGCCUUAUUUGGGGGCAAUGCAGCUGCGCAAACGGCUGUUGGUGGUACUGCGCUGAAACCUUUUUCUGCGUACACGGAAAAAGAUGCGACUACAGGGAUGAAUAAUGUGUAUGAGUCCGUAUCGUGUAUGCCCGAGUACAAGAAUUAUUCGUUUGAAGAGUUGAGGUUCCAGGACUAUCAAGCAAACAAUAAGUUUGGUCAGGGAGGUGCGGGAGUCAGUGGGAACGUUGGUUCUUCCUUUGGGGGCCAGCCGAAUGCUUCACCAUUUGGUACUAACAAUCAAUCUGCAUUUGGGAUAGGAAAUACAAACGCUACAUCUACUGGAGGUCUUUUUGGACAGAGUAAUACUACUAAUACUACCAAUCCACCCUUUGGACAGAGUUCAACGAACAAUGCUUUUGGCCAGGCUACCAACUCGCCUUUUGGGCAGACAGGAACAAGUACUUUCGGACAAGCUAAUACUGCAAACUCUCCAUUUGGACAAACAAACAAUGCAGCCAGUUCACCAUUUGGAAUAAAUAAACCAGGUACGACAAGUGGUGGUUUAUUUGGACAAACAAAUUCGAAUACCAUUAACAACGCUUUUGGUCAGACUGCUGCCGGCACAGGUGGAGGUGGUCUAUUUGGUCAAACCAAUACCGCCAAUAAUGCAUCGCCUUUUGGUCAAACGUCCACUUUUAGCCAAACUAACAAUACUUCCGCGGGAGGCUUAUUUGGUCAAAAUAACGCACAGCAGCAGUCUGGUGGCCUUUUUGGAUCUACCAAUAACCAACAGCAACCUGGUGGCUUGUUUGGUCAGAGCAACACGCAGCAACAAGGAGGAGGACUCUUUGGUGCAACUAAUACUACCAAUGCAUUUAACCAAAACAACUCAUCCGGAGGCUUAUUUAAUAAGCCAACUACUUCAAGCGGCUUAUUUGGCCAAAGCGGUAGCAUGUUUGGUCAAAACACCAACACUAAUACUAAUGGUAAUCCAUUUGGCCAAAAUAGUACCUCUGCUGGAGGCCUUUUUGGGCAGCAAACCAACCAGCAGCAGGGAACUGGUUUAUUCGGCCAACAAAAUAAUCAGCAGCAAGGUGGUUUGUUCCGCCCGAAUAAUCCUCAGCCUGGUAAUGGCUUAUUUGGACAAAAUAAUCAACCACAGGGAGGGACUGGUUUAUUUGGACAAGAUAAUUCAAACAAUGCUUUCAGGCAAAAUAGUGGCAAUGUAACUGGUGGCCUCUUUGGAAACAAACCAGCUACAGGAGGAUUAUUUGGUCAAACAAAUGUAGGUAAUACUUUUGGACAAAGUAAUAGUGCAACUUCAAAUACUGGAGGGUUAUUUGGUCAAAAUAAUAAUCAACAACAGCAACAAGGUGGUGGGUUAUUUGGCCAAAAUAACACCCAAACUCAGUCUGAUGGAUUAUUUGGUUCUAAUAACACACAGCAACAAGGCGGCGGGUUGUUUGGGCAAAACAACAAUACGCAACAACAGGCCGGUGGAUUAUUUGGUCAGAACAAUCAACAAACAGGUGGAUUGUUUGGAUCAAAGCCAGCAGGAACAAAUACUGGUGGCCUAUUUGGAAACAAUAAACCCUCUUCUACGGGUGGAAUGUUUGGAAAUAACAACAACCAACAAGGUGUCCAGUCUACUUCUGGGGAGUUAUUUGGUGCCAACAACAACAAUAACGCCUCCAAUCAACUAUCAGGAACCAGCGGAGGGUUAUUUGGUAACAAACCAGCUGGUAAUACAGGGGGUGGACUCUUUGGUAGAAACAAUGGCACCCAAACAGGGACUCUUGGUAGCGGAUUAUUCGGCAACAAUACCAACACAGGUAGUACUACUAAUACUGGAACAGGAGGUGGUCUAUUUGGCGCAAAACCUUCAGACCAAGCCAAUACGAGUACUACCGGGGGCCUUUUCGGAGCUAAGACAAACGUUACGUCAAAUACUGGCACUACUUCUGGGAAUUUAUUUGGUAAUAAGCCAAUCGGUUCCACUGGAACGGGCUUAUUUGACUCGAAGCCAGCUGGCUCCGGUAUAGGCGGCCUUUUUGGUAACAAUUCGUCAACUACUGCCUCUAACGGAUUACAACAAUCCACCAUUGGUGGACAGGGUGGUGUCACCCCACAGGGCGAUAACCCAUAUGGUACAAAUGAUUUGUUUUCUCGUGUUAUUGUUCCAAGUUCUUUAUUACAGCCAUCGAAGCCCUGCGCUACGAAGAUAAAUGCUGACUACAAGAAGAAGGCUUCUUUAACCAGUGCUUAUAGAUUGGCACCCAAGCCCUUGUUUACUUCUACUGCAAAAACCGCAGGGCAUCUUGGUUUGUCUGGUAGCCAGAAUAGCAACAGAAAAACUUCCUCAUUAAUAUCUCCUCAGAGCUCUACCAGGGAGUUAGUUCAAGUUUCUAGUGGUUCUAGUGUUUUUACCAACGAGACAGAUGAACUUAUCUUAUCUUCUAGCAACAAACUUUUCAACCCUAAUAAGAAGUCUUUCAAGAACCUUAUACUGAAUAGGAAGAAGAUGGAGAAUACCGCAGGCGAUGAAAACGUUGACGAUGAACCAAGAAGAAUCACAUUCAUCUCAAAUGGUAGCGGCGAACAAGAGCCCACUUCUACUAAAGAAUCGAAAUAUUUGGAUUUCAUACAGGAUACUCCAGUCGACUCAAAGGACAUUAUGAAAAGUAACGGUGGUCUAUUUUCCACACCUAACCUUGCCUCCACCCCGAUUAAGGCAAACUCCGAGGAAAAGGCCGAGGUGAUCAAACCGCCUCGGUUUGUCGGUGAUGAUGUGUCUUUCAAUGACGAUGGCUACUACAUUUCCCCCUCGUUAGAAACCCUCUCUAGCCUGACUUUGUUACAACUAAGGAAGGUUUCAGGGCUCACUAUUGGUCACAAACUCUAUGGGAAGAUUGAAUUCUUAAAGCCUGUGGACUUAUCCAAUAUCUCUUUGCCUAGUCUAUGCGGCAAUUUGGUUCGUUUCUCCGAGAAAAUGUCUGAAAUCAGUUACGUAGGUAACGAUAUCCCUGCGCCUGGUGAUCAACUUAAUGUUCGGGCAAGAAUAAUCCUUUACAACACUUUCCCAACAGACAAGGCUACAAGACAACCCAUUAAGGAUCCAAAACAUCCCAUUUUAAAGAGACAUAUUGAAAAACUUAAAAAAAUUGAGCAUACCAAAUUUGAGUCCUACGACGUUAAAACGGGAACCUAUACAUUUGUCGUAGAGACCCCAGUUGCAUAA